ACAAACAAAAACCAACCAAACAAGCAAAAAACAAAACAAAAUAAAACAAAAAACAAAACCAGAGAGGCUUCCUUAUAGAGAGGCAGGGUUCCAGAACCUGCUAGUGACCACAUGAAGAAACUGAGGUUCAGAAAGACAGGACAGUCUCACCAUGAGGAGGAGGCCUGAAGGGCUCCAUCGGGAACUCCCUUUCCAUUGUCUAGAAUUGUGUGAGGAGGUGAAGAAAAGUGGUUCCAGAGAGAGCCAAGAGAUCCAAACUGGACUGCCAGGCCUGGAUCUGGGAAGGCCAUACUGCCCUUGGCUUCAUGUGCCUGCUACGAAUGUCCAGUUUAUAACGACCUUCCCCGAAAGGCAAUGAUAUAUGCUCUGAACUCCCCUCACUGGCUCUCCUCAUUUCCCAAGCCCAGAGAAGCUUCCUAGGCUUGGGAAGAGGAAAGGGGGGAGUUUUAUGCAACAAUAAAGGGUACCCACAGGCAGUAGUGGCAACAGCAUGUGUGAAUGGAGGACCCUUUUCCACUGCAGCCUAGCCAGGGUGGGUAUGCUAGAGUUGGAAGGGGCUUGCUGGGGUUCAGGAGAUGUCAAGGAAGAUGAUACAGCUUUGUUGCACACUUCACAGAAGGCCGUUACAAGCACCACAUGCCUGCCGGAAGAUGGAGGUGGAGCUGGCCUGGAGCCCAACCUGAGGGGUCAGCAGAGCCUGGUUGAGGAGCCUAGGUGUGGCCCCAGCAGCUUCCAGCGUGGGACUGGCACCAACACUCGCUGCUGCAGCUUGUGUGCUCCAGACAAGGAGGCCUGUCCUGAAGGAGACUGUACAUGUGUCAUGCCGGAGUACCACUGUGAAGACCCUCAGUGCAAGACCUGCAAACACCACCCUUGCCAACCAGGCCAGAAGGUGCAGCCUCAUGGGAAAAUUAAGUUUGGCUUCGAGUGUGUUGACUGUGCCAUGGGCACCUUCUCCGCAGGUCGUGAGGGCCACUGCAGACCUUGGGCCGACUGUGCCCAGCUUGGAUUUCUCACCAUGUUCCCUGGGAACAAGACUCACAACGCUGUGUGCAUCCCGGAGCCACUGCCCACUGAACAACAUGGCCAUUUGACUGUCAUCUACCUGGCCAUAGCUGCAUGCAUUCUCCUCCUAACCACAGCCCAGCUCUGCCUGCACAUAUGGCAGCUGAGGAGGCAGCGCAUGUGUCCCCGAGAGACCCAGCCACUCUUGGAGGUGCAGUUACCACCAGCUGAUGAUGCUUGCAGCUUCCAGUUCCCUGAGGAGGAGCGUGGGGAGCAUGUGGAGGAUAAGAGUCGUCUGGGAGACCGGUGGCCAUGAGGGUUGUUCUUCCUCUGUACCCCAAGCCAGACCCUCUAAGACUUGCCCAGACCUACUCUUGGUGAGAGCAAGGGCUCUACCGUGCAUCUUUUCCUGGGCCUGGCCCUGCUCCCCUCAAUGGUGGAAGUGGGUGUAGAUGUUGAUUGAUGGUGGUAAAUGACAACUGGGUGUAAAAAGAGUGGUGACUACAAUUGGACCCUAUGGCUGCCUCCCUCUUUUGCCAGCUCUGUUGGAGUAGGGUCUUUAAGCUCUCAAAGAGCUCUAAGUGUUCAGCACGAGACCUUGUACAAGUGGUUUUUAAUAAAUACUUGUCUAGUAA
This is a messenger RNA of Mesocricetus auratus (golden hamster), 1640 nucleotides long. RefSeq names its product TNF receptor superfamily member 18 (gene Tnfrsf18). Gene Ontology annotation, cellular component: plasma membrane; external side of plasma membrane. The record is from RefSeq and is a predicted model, not a curated record. Gene Ontology annotation, biological process: negative regulation of apoptotic process; positive regulation of cell adhesion. The transcript has 6 exons. The coding region runs from base 491 to 1321 and encodes 276 amino acids. Gene Ontology annotation, molecular function: protein binding; tumor necrosis factor receptor activity. Lineage: Eukaryota; Metazoa; Chordata; Mammalia; Rodentia; Cricetidae.